AUGCCUGCUGUCAAUGCCACCAACUCUAACUCACCAGUGUUUCUCCUCACUGGCAUACCUGGGCACGAUGACUUCUAUCUCUGGAUCUCUAUCCUCUUCUGCUUCAUGUAUGUGGUCUCGAUAGUAGGAAAUGCAGUCAUUAUAUUCUUUAUAAAAACAGACCCAAGCCUUCAUGAGCCCAUGUACAUUUUCCUUUCCAUGUUGGCUGUCACAGACCUUGGCCUAUCACUAGCCACCAUACCGACGAUACUGGGUGUAUUUUUGUUUAGAUCUAGGGAUAUAGGCGUUGAUGUGUGUUUGGCCCAGCUAUUCUUCAUUCAUUCACUUCAAUGCACUGAAUCCUCCGUGCUCCUGUUGAUGGCCUUUGACCGCUUCAUCGCCAUCUGUAACCCGCUGAGAUAUGCUGCCAUCUUAACACUGCCAAGAUUACCUAAGAUGGGGCUGGUGUUUUUUCUAAAAGGGGUGGCCAUAGUGUUCCCCCUCCCCAUUCUCCUAAAACGGUUCCAAUACUGUCAAGCCAAUGUCCUCUCCCAUUCCUACUGCCUGCACCAAGACGUCAUGAAGUUGGCUUGUUCGGACAUCACAAUCAACAGCAUCUAUGGAUUCUUUGGUAAAAUCUUCACAAUGGGGUUGGACUUGUUGCUCAUCUUCCUCUCUUAUGUGAUGAUCAUCCACACUGUUAUGGGCAUUGUGUCCCCCUCAGAGAGCCUCCGAGCCCUGAACACCUGCGUCUCCCACCUCUGUGCAGUCCUGAUUUUCUACACACCAGAGAUUGGUUUGUCAGUGAUACACAGAUUCGGGAAAGGUUCUUCUCCCAUGCUUAGUAUUCUCCUCGGCUACAUGUCCCUUCUGGUCCCACCCCUGAUGAACCCAAUUGUGUACAGUGUGAAAAGCAAACACCUUCGAGCCAGAAUUAUCAGGGUUAUCAUCAAGUGA
Messenger RNA from Pelodiscus sinensis (Chinese soft-shelled turtle), 936 nucleotides. RefSeq names its product olfactory receptor 51G2-like. Gene Ontology annotation, cellular component: plasma membrane. Gene Ontology annotation, biological process: G protein-coupled receptor signaling pathway. Gene Ontology annotation, molecular function: olfactory receptor activity; G protein-coupled receptor activity. The record is from RefSeq and is a predicted model, not a curated record. NCBI's taxonomy places the organism in Eukaryota, Metazoa, Chordata, Testudines, Trionychidae.